This is a messenger RNA of Acyrthosiphon pisum (pea aphid), 825 nucleotides long. RefSeq lists its product as uncharacterized. Gene Ontology annotation, biological process: DNA replication. NCBI's taxonomy places the organism in Eukaryota, Metazoa, Arthropoda, Insecta, Hemiptera, Aphididae. Gene Ontology annotation, cellular component: replication fork. The transcript has a single exon. The record is from RefSeq and is a predicted model, not a curated record. Bases 426 to 749 code for a protein of 107 amino acids.
AAUAUUUAUUUUUAUAUUCUGGUUGUUAAACAUUUUUGAUUAUAGACACUUAGAACUUAAGAGUAAACAAAUAUAAUAGUUGGCACAUUAUUCAUUUUAUUUUGGAACAUUAUCGUUUUAUGUUAUUUAUGAAUUUUUUCAAUCAAAAACGACUUUAUUGUUUUUUAGAGAGAAUUUUUAUGCUUGAAUCAUGCCUCCUAUUAGAAGAACAAACAUUUGACGGCGUACACGUAAUGCAAGAAACUGUGAUAAUGUCCGUUAUAAUCAAACGCAAGAGGAACGGGCAGAAGCAAAUGAAUUGAUACGUGCUCAUAAUACACAGGCCCGCGCUGCACAAACGCCGCCUCAAAUUCGACAACAUAUUAAUAUAAGACGAAGUUCAGAUGUAGCCUUGAAACGCGUUGCUUUUGUCCAUCAAGAAACUGAUGAACAAUGUAAUACAAUCAACGAUCAUCAAGGGCAAUUUCAAAGAAGAGGAAGUCCUUAUCCCACGAAUUCCGAUCAUUCCAACAGAUAUUCAAUUUCAGUUUAAGCGGAUUCAGUUUCCCGUUCGAUUGGCUUUUGCGAUGACAAUCAGUAAAUCGCAAGGCCAAUCGUUGGAAGUCUGUGGGAUCAAUUUGGAAUUUCCAUGUUUUUCGGACGGGCAGCUGUACGUUGCCAGUUCGCGUGUUGGAAAACCGUCUUUGUUGUUUAUUUUUGCACCAGAAAACAAAACUAAAAACAUUGUUCAUCAAAAUGCACUCAACUGAUUUCUGUAACAAUUCAUUUAAAUGGAAUUCUUGAAUUUUAUUAUCACUCUAGAGUUUAUUUGAAGGCGUUAAGUUC